ACCUUAACUAAAGUUAGCGGACAUGUGUACUUAGUUCUAAUUAAUUGUAACAUAUUGCACAACUCUACUUUUAGGACGGAUGGAUUAACUUUUAGGACGGGUGGAUUAAGGCUAUGAUCGAGUGUUAUAAAACGUGCAUGGAUUCGGGUAUUUGGAUUUUCGUUUAGAUUUUAAUAUACUUUGUUGUCAAAAUAAGAUUUUGCAUAAAUAAAUAAUAAUGGGUAGAGGUGGCCAAGGAUCUCAGAAGCCUAAACUUCCCUGGAGUGAGAUUGAACGUCACAAUAGCAGGGAUGACAGAUGGAUUGUGAUUGGAGGAGAGGUGUAUGAUGUCACUUCCUGGUCAUACAAACAUCCAGGUGGUUCUAGACUUAUUGGACAUUAUGCUGGCCAAGAUGCAACUGAAGCAGUUGGUGCAUUUCACAAUAACGAGACACAGGUGAACAAAUACCUUAAAUCUAUGCACAUUGGUACUGUAGAAAACAAUGUAGAACUUGAUAUUGCCACAGACUUCAGAAAACUGAAAGAGGUUGCAAAAUCUAUGGGGUUGUAUGAACCAAGCUACACGUUUUAUGCAGCAAUAUUGGGACAUAUUGUGUUAUUGAUAGUUCUGGCAUAUUUUGUGUUACAAUGGUUCGGUGUAACAUGGUGGAGUGUGGCUCUCUCCCUCAUUCUGUUUUCAACUGCCCAGGCUCAGGCAGCAUGGACACAGCAUGACUAUGGUCAUUUAUCUGUUUUCAAGAAUUCCAAGAUAGAUCAUUUCUUUCAUCAUCUUACAAUGGGAUGUAUCAAGGGUGCUUCAGCACAUUGGUGGAACCACAUGCAUUAUCAGCAUCAUGCUAAACCAAAUAUUAUUGACAAAGAUCCAGAUGUGAGAAUUGACAAGUUGUUUGUAGUUGGGGAAGUUAUGCCAGUAGAGGUAGCAAAGACAAGGAAGAAGAGCAUGCCCUUUAAUUGGCAGCAUAGGUACUUCUUUGCUUUGGGACCACCAUUGCUGUUUCCAGUGUAUUUCCAGUCCAUGUUGUUCAGACAUUUGUUCACUAGGAAAUUAUGGAUGGAGUUGUCAAUAGCAGUCACUGCCAUGGCUUGUUUCUUCUAUUUCUUUAUUCCAAUGUUGGGUGUAGCUGGAAGUAUUGGAUUCUUCUUUGCAGUCAGGUGUAUUGAAAGUCACUGGUUCACGUGGGUAGCCCAGUCUAACCAUCUACCAAUGCAUAUAAAGAAUGACGAAGCUAAUCCUUGGUUAAAGCUACAGAUUCAUGCCACGUGUGAUAUCGAGAAGUCAUUCUUCAAUGAUUGGUUCACGGGACAUCUGAACUUUCAGAUUGAACACCAUUUGUUCCCCACGAUGCCCCGUCACAACUUGUACAAGAUCGCUCCGUUGGUUCGAAGUCUGUGUGAGAAGCAUGGUGUACCCUACACAGUGAAAUCGCUGUGGCAGUCCUUUGUGGAUAUUGUAAGGGCGUUGAAGUCAUCUGGUGAACUUUGGGAAGAGACGUACAGGGAAUUCCAUAGUGACUGAUUGCUUUAUUUUUACUAUUAUCUUAAUAGUCUUUCAAACCUUUUUCUUAUCUUUACACUCUCGCCAAUAAUUUUCCCCAUAGAUGGACCGUCCCUGCUUUGAAUAUCUGGAUCAGUCUGUAUGAGCCUGUUGGAUUCUGCUUUGGAUCAAUUAGAUAAAGCAUUAAAC
Messenger RNA from Ruditapes philippinarum (Manila clam), 1684 nucleotides. RefSeq names its product acyl-CoA 6-desaturase-like. Gene Ontology annotation, cellular component: membrane. Bases 218 to 1516 code for a protein of 432 amino acids. The record is from RefSeq and is a predicted model, not a curated record. Gene Ontology annotation, molecular function: oxidoreductase activity, acting on paired donors, with oxidation of a pair of donors resulting in the reduction of molecular oxygen to two molecules of water. The transcript is spliced from 13 exons. Gene Ontology annotation, biological process: lipid metabolic process. NCBI's taxonomy places the organism in Eukaryota, Metazoa, Mollusca, Bivalvia, Venerida, Veneridae.